AUGCGUCGCAUUUCUGAAAAGACAGUUUCCCCUCUGCCCCUGUCCUGUCUGCGCCUCCUGGUCCCACCACUUCGACUGGUCUCUGCAGCAAUUUGGGAAACUGUCCAGCAGAAAGUUGUGGCCAAUUAUGGGCUGCUGGAUGACUUUGUGACAGCGGUCACUGAGAUUGUCCCAGAGCUGCUCAAUCGCAGACAGAGGUGUUUGCUGAGCCUUGGCCUUCGGGCUCAGCUGUCACUGGAGAUGUGUCGCCCAGAGCAGAUAAUAGACCUUGCGACCAUUCAGCCACACCUGGAUAUAAUCACUUCACUGUGGAACACAGAGUGUAGUGAUGUCUCCUGUACUGUAUGUACCUGCUCUGAUCACAUCCCAAAGAAUAGUCAGGCAAUACCAAGGUCUGAAGAUGAUAAGGUUUCGAUAACACCCAAAAAUAAGCAAUCAAAUGGGGGUUCUGAAGUACCCUCAACCAGCAAGACUUGUCCCACAUGUGGUAAGACAUACAGUCGGGCUUCAGAUAUGAGACGGCAUCAGAGGACUCACACAGGAGAGCGGCCUUUCCAAUGUUGGCGCUGUAAGAAAUGCUUUCAGUUCCAGUACGACCUGAAGAGACACGAGUUAAAUGUGUGUCGAAUCACUGUGCCACAGCCUCAGAACCGCUGCUCUGAAGGACUUGAAUACAAAAACACUCAAGACCCAAAGCAAGGGGAAGUUCGUGGCAAACUCCGAACUUCACUGUCAGACGUUAGGAAUCAUGAAAAGGAAUUUCUGGUAAAUAAGAAACAAGUGCAUGCUCCUUCUGGAGAGGUAGUACCUGUUCCCACCGAGCAAGAUCUCCGACCAGCCAGCAGCAAAGUACAGUUAGGAGACAUAAAGGAGUCGAGCCAGGACCAUCAUCAGGGUAAUCAUAGCGGCAAGAAAUUGAAGGGUUUUAAGCACAAAGACACUGAUUCUUCACUGUAUUGUGUGGAGUGCAACAGGUCAUUCCCAGACACAGCAAGACUUAAGACUCAUAAUCUGAGACACAAGCCUCUCCCAUGCACCAAGUGUGGUGAGAGUUUUAAAGGUUUCAUAGAUCUCAACCAGCACUAUGUCGAAGUGCAUGACUUCAGAGGACCUUUCCGCUGCACUUUGUGUGAACGAACUUACACAGAUCUAAGAGGCCUGAUCAGCACGAGAGGUUCCACACAGGCGAGCUCCCUUUCAAAUGCCCAAAGUGUCCUAAAGCGUUCAGUUACGCAUCCGCUCUGACGCUACACGACCGUACUCACACAAAAGAGGCGCCAUUCCUCUGCUGGGAUUGUGGGAAAGGCUGCAAGUCCAACGCCGCUCUGAGAAUCCACAGGCUGUGUUGUCACAGCAGUGCCAAGGAGAAGCGCUUCUGUUGUGAGGACUG
Molecule: messenger RNA, 1390 nt
Organism: Micropterus salmoides (largemouth bass)
Lineage: Eukaryota; Metazoa; Chordata; Actinopteri; Centrarchiformes; Centrarchidae
Product: oocyte zinc finger protein XlCOF6-like
Exons: 4
Coding region: 1-1245 (414 amino acids)
Biological process (GO): telomere capping; regulation of telomere maintenance via telomere lengthening
Cellular component (GO): shelterin complex
Molecular function (GO): telomeric repeat DNA binding
Source: RefSeq, a predicted model, not a curated record